AUGGCUUGCGCUGGGUCGAGUAGGUUGUGCGUUCGCGUGCAGGAGAAAUUGUUGUUGUGCCAGUGGGGGCAUGCACAGGCGUCGCGGCGCCGCGCCGCCUCCACGACGACGGCGGCGGCGACAUCGCUAGUGCAAAACGCCGCCAGUGUCGGAUUCAAGCCCUUCCGGAUACCCUUCGCCUACGACCAACCACAGUGUUUGGUGUCGGCCGCCAUGACAGCGUCGUCCUCAUGUCUACAUCCGUGCAAUCGUCCGGAAGUGCUCACGACCGCGACGCGAAGGAACUUCGCCACGAUGCGAACGCAACAGCCCGGAUCGAUGCCCGAGUAUCAGGUGGAUCCUUACUUGUUGCUGGAUGACGAUCUUAAGGAUGUGUACGGAUAUAUUAGACAGGCAUUACGUAGGAAUACCUAUCAGGAAGAACUGCACGAAAUAGCGACGUAUUACUUCGAUGGACAGGGCAAAGCUAUACGACCGAUGGUGGCGAUCCUCGUCGCCAGAGCGAUCAAUUAUCACAUGUACAAAGAAAAUAGUGGUCUGCUUACUUCACAAAGGGAAGUGGCAAUGAUUUCGGAAAUGAUCCACACCGCCUCUCUAGUCCACGACGACGUCAUCGAUCAAUCGGAUUUCCGCCGAGGCAAGCCCAGUGUCAAUGUGAUGUGGAAUCACAAAAAGGUCACGAUGGCAGGCGACUUUAUAUUAGCGGUUGCCUCAAUGAUGAUAGCCAAAUUAAGAAACGAUGAUGUAACUCUAGUACUUAGCCAGGUAAUUACUGACCUAGUCCAAGGCGAAUUCAUGCAGUUGGGAUCAAAGGAAACGGAGAACGAACGAUUCGCACACUACCUCACCAAAACUUAUCGCAAGACCGCAUCAUUGAUAGCAAAUUCAGUCAAAUCGGUGACAAUGCUUGCCGGAGCUGAUGAAGAGCUCGCCGAAGUCGCCUAUCAAUACGGCAGGAAUUUAGGACUCGCUUUUCAACUUGUUGACGAUUUGCUUGAUUUUGUAUCAUCAUCAGCCGCAAUGGGCAAACCGACAGCUGCGGAUUUAAAACUCGGUUUGGCUACCGCCCCGGUUCUAUUUGCUUGUGAGAAGUAUCCUGAAUUAAACCCUAUGAUAAUGCGACGUUUCCAAGAACCCGGCGAUGUUGAAAAGGCGUUUGAGCUGGUGCACAAGUCGCGCGGCCUGGAGCAAACACAAUUUUUAGCCAAACAGCACUGCCAGGAGGCUGCACGCCUUGCGAACCUCAUCGCUGAGAGUCCCUAUCAGAAGGGAUUAGUAGUGGCAGCCGACUACGUGCUCAACCGCAUGAAAUAGUAUUCAGCACCGGGGGCGGCGGUAAUAGCGCACUGUGGCGACAGGUGACACUUGUUCGAGCGCGGUUUUUAUCACGUGUAGAUAUUUAUCGAAAGAGUCAGUUGAUUUUUUAAACGUUUGUAUGAUUGAAAUAAACUUGUAGGAUGUCCAGACGCAUUUCCAGAUUUGGUUGACGGUUAAAUAUUGCGACACGCACACGGAGAAUAAUAAAAUUAAUUAAAACAUGCAUUAAAAUGCAUGAAAUUAAGCUAUAUGAAUGAGUAAACGUAAAACUUAAAGUUAUUAAUGUUAUUACAUAUGUUAAUAUUGUUAAACUAUACAUGAAGAAUGCAAUAAUUAAAACGAACAAUCAUCUUAAGAUGAUUGUCACAGUUGAGUAAGAACACGAAGUAAAAUUUAUAAAUAACGGGUUGGUAUUUAUUUAUCAUUCGACAAUAUUAUGCACAAUUGUUAUAAUAUUAUGUAAUGCUUUAAUAAUGCGAUGUAAUUAUCUUGUAAACAAUGUAAACAAUGACACAACAUGUUAUCAUUUUUGGGGUGGACAGCAAUUGUGGAAUUUGAAGCUAAGUGUCCUUAAAAUAUUAGAAAUAUGAACGUGCCCCAGUUCUUAUCUGUAGAAUAAUCUAUGUAACGUCUUUUAAAAGUUUUCAUUUUCCAAACAUGCUCAAAUAAUGUUUAAUUGUUUAGAAAUUGUUUAAAAUAUAGGUAUGCGAGUGCACCUCGAUAGUAUGCAGUAAAUUAAAUUCAGUGUUAGCUGUAGUUGAGUAUAUUAAGUACCAGUAUAUCUAUAUUAUCAUGAACACACUUAUAUGAGUAUAUUUUUCGUUUUCGUAAUUAUUGUAAUUAAAUAUUGCAAAUUUAAUUAUUGUAAAAUUAUAUGAAUAGGAGUAACUUACUAUAAAUAAAGUAAAGAUAUAUUAGCUACGCA
Messenger RNA from Dalotia coriaria, 2242 nucleotides. It is a transcript of the gene qless, whose product is annotated as decaprenyl diphosphate synthase subunit 1 qless. Gene Ontology annotation, cellular component: mitochondrion; transferase complex. Gene Ontology annotation, molecular function: prenyltransferase activity. The transcript has 8 exons. The coding region runs from base 1 to 1314 and encodes 437 amino acids. Gene Ontology annotation, biological process: isoprenoid biosynthetic process; ubiquinone biosynthetic process. Lineage: Eukaryota; Metazoa; Arthropoda; Insecta; Coleoptera; Staphylinidae. The record is from RefSeq and is a predicted model, not a curated record.